AUUUAAUGUUCCAAUUUUUCUGAUGUGAGAUUGGAAAUCCAAAAUUGAGGUGACAUGUGCUGAGUUCUGUGCAACUUUGUGAAAACCUUGCUCAAGAGCUGUUGGAUUUAUUGAGAGCAUGAAGAAAUUCCUAACAGACUAUGUAAUUUUUCUACUUUCAGUUGAAAAAUAUUAAUGUUGGAAAAAGAGUUAAUUCAGAUUCAGAAAUGUGUAUGCUAUGGUUAACUGGUUCCCAUCCUCCAAAAAUCUGUUUUCCCAUGGUGUAAAGCUUAUUCAGCAUCGGGAUAAAGGAUAACGACUCUAUGGAUAUACAGAAUUCUUCACCAUGGUAAAACUCGCUAACCCGCUGUAUACGGAGUGGAUUUUGGAGGCAAUCAAAAAAGUGAAGAAGCAAAAACAGCGCCCUUCAGAGGAGCGGAUAUGCAAUGCAGUAUCUUCAUCCCAUGGUUUGGACCGAAAAACUGUCCUGGAACAACUAGAAUUGAGUGUUAAAGAUGGAACUAUAUUAAAAGUCUCCAACAAAGGUCUCAAUUCCUACAAGGAUCCUGAUAAUCCUGGGAGAAUAGCACUUCCUAAACCUCGAAACCAUGGAAAGUUGGAUGGUAAACCAAACGUGGACUGGAAUAAACUAAUCAAACGAGCAAUUGAGGGCUUGGCAGAGUCCAGUGGUUCAUCCUUGAAGAAUAUUGAACGCUUUUUGAAAGGUCAGAAGGAUGUGUCCACAUUGUUUGGAGGUAGUGGUACCUCCAUCUUUCACCAGCAAUUGCGACUAGCUGUCAAGCGUGCUGUUGGCCAUGGCAGACUCCUUAAAGAUGGACCUUUGUACCAACUCAACACUAAAGCAGCCAUCAAUGCUGAGGGGAAAGAGAGCUGUGAGUCUCUUUCCUGUCUGCCUCCAGUGUCACUCCUUCCCCAUGAAAAGGAUAAGCCAGUUGCUGAACCAAUCCCAAUCUGCAGUUUCUGCCUUGGUACAAAAGAACAGAAUCGUGAGAAGAAACCCGAGGAGCUUAUCUCUUGCGCUGAUUGUGGCAACAGUGGUCAUCCGUCCUGUUUGAAGUUCUCUCCAGAGCUAACAGUUCGAGUGAAGGCCUUACGAUGGCAGUGCAUCGAGUGCAAAACUUGUAGCUCCUGUCGAGAUCAAGGCAAAAAUGCAGAUAACAUGCUGUUUUGUGACUCGUGUGACCGAGGCUUUCAUAUGGAGUGCUGUGACCCCCCUCUCACCAGGAUGCCGAAAGGUAUGUGGAUAUGUCAAAUAUGCCGGCCACGGAAGAAAGGAAGAAAACUUUUACACAAGAAGGCAGCACAGAUAAAACGACGCUAUGCCAACCCAAUAGGACGUCCUAAAAACAGGUUAAAGAACCAAAACACAACAUCAAAAGGCCCCUUCAACAAAGUUCGAACUGGCCCUGGUCGGGGCCGGAAGCGCAAGAUCACACUAUCCAGCCAAUCAGCAUCAUCGGCCGAAGGAUACCUGGAACGGCUAGAUGGCCUGGAAUUCUGCAGAGAUAGUGGCACCACCUUGAAAUUUAACAAGAAAACCAAAGGGCUUAUUGAUGGCCUUACCAAAUUCUUCACUCCUUCCCCUGAUGGGCGGAAAGCUCGAGGGGAAAUGGUGGACUAUUCUCAGCAAUACAGAAUCAGGAAAAAGGGAGCCAGAAGAUCUAGCACUUCAGAUUGGCCUACAGACAAUCAGGGUGGCUGGGAUGGAAAACAGGACAAUGAGGAACGGCUUCUUGGGAGCCAGGAUGACAUGAUUGAAACAGAUAUGGAGUUGUUCCGAGACAUUCAGGAACAAGCGUUGCAGAAAGUAGGAGUGACAGGGCCCCCUGAUCCACAAGUCCGCUGUCCUUCGGUUAUCGAGUUUGGGAAGUAUGAAAUCCACACCUGGUACUCUUCCCCAUAUCCACAGGAAUACUCCAGGCUACCUAAAUUGUACCUUUGUGAAUUCUGUCUAAAGUAUAUGAAAAGUAGAACUAUCCUCCAGCAGCAUAUGAAGAAGUGUGGCUGGUUUCAUCCUCCAGCCAAUGAAAUUUACAGAAAGAACAAUAUUUCAGUCUUUGAGGUUGAUGGCAACGUCAGUACCAUUUACUGCCAGAACCUGUGUUUGCUGGCAAAACUCUUCUUGGACCACAAGACACUCUAUUAUGAUGUGGAGCCAUUUCUUUUCUAUGUGCUAACACAGAAUGAUGUGAAGGGCUGCCACCUUGUAGGCUAUUUCUCAAAAGAGAAGCACUGCCAACAGAAGUACAACGUUUCCUGUAUAAUGAUUCUUCCCCAGUACCAGCGUAAGGGCUAUGGCAGAUUCCUCAUUGACUUCAGCUAUCUGCUAUCAAAGCGUGAGGGCCAAGCAGGGUCCCCAGAGAAGCCAUUGUCUGAUCUGGGCCGUCUCUCAUACAUGGCUUAUUGGAAAAGUGUAAUAUUGGAGUGCCUUUAUCAUCAAAAUGACAAACAAAUCAGCAUAAAAAAGCUAAGCAAACUCACUGGAAUCUGCCCUCAAGACAUCACUUCCACUCUCCAUCACCUACGAAUGCUUGACUUCCGCAAGGACCAAUUUGUUAUUGUUCGUCGGGAGAAGCUUAUCCAGGAUCAUAUGACAAAGCUCCAGGUGAAUCUCCGGCCUGUAGCUGUAGAUCCAGAAUGUCUGCGCUGGACACCUGUUAUUGUUUCCAACACUGUAGUUUCUGAGGAUGAAGAGGAAGAGACUGAGGAAGGAGAAAAUGAAGAGCAGCAGCAGAAGGAACGAGAGGUGGUAAAAUCUGUAUUGUGGGAGAAGAAGGAACAAGAGCCUUAUUCUCUGAUGGAGAAUGAAAAAAAGCCAGUAAUUGUAAUUCCAGACAGUUCUACACGGCCCAAUAAGCAAGUUCUUCCCCUGGAUAAUCUUCCUGCAAACAGCCAGCCAUCUCGGAGAGGCCGAUGGAGCCGAAAAGGCAAAAAACUGCAAGAACCCUUUAGUGAGAAGGAACAGAAAUUGCUCAUGGAGGAUAAGUCAGCAGUCCCCAGUGGGCGAUGCAGUGAAUGCGAGGAGAAGUCAGCAGCCUCGCGGGGGCGCUGUGGGGAAUGUGAGGAGAAGUCAGCAGCCUCGCGGGGGCGCUGUGGGGAAUGCGAGGAGAAAUCUCCAGCCGCACGGGGGCGCUAUGGUGAAGAGGAGGAAAAAUCUGCAGUCCCUCAGGGACAGCCUGGCAAAGGUGAAAAGUCCUCAGCCCCACGAAGGCGAUACAGUGAAGGCAUGGAAAUGUGGAGGGGGCAGCUAAAGAACAGCACUGAGCUCCUGAAAUGCAGGUUCACAGAGGAGUGUGACAGAUUGCCCCGGCGAUAUAGUGACAGUGACAGGACUCUCCUGAGGUGCUUUAGUGAAAGUAGUGAAGAGGAGGAGGAUGAGCCUGUGAGUCCUCGUUCAGACUCUCCGCCUGUUCUCACCAAGCCAACUUUAAAACGAAAGGUAUGCGCUCCUGGUGUUCUCUCAUCUCUGGCUGCAAGCCGCAGUCGCAAGCACCACAAUAGUAGUGUUGUCACUGAAACAAUCUCUGAGACCACAGAGGUGUUGGAUGAACCUUUUGAGGACUCUGAUUCUGAAAGACCAAUGCCCCGGUUGGAGCCUACCUUUGAGCUAGAAGAGGAAGAGGAAGAGGACGAGAGUGAACUGUUCACUCGGGGGUACUUUCGCCACUUAGCCCCCCAAGAUACCCUUAGGCGCAGACCCUCCUCUAAGAGGAAGUCCAAAGAUGAAGAGGAGUCUGAUGACACUAAUGGCACCCCUACCUUGAAGCCAAUAUCUGUGCUCAGAAAGUGUGAAGCAAAGAUUUCUCCAUUUGAGGCAGAUACUUCCACACCCAUGAAAAAGAAGAAGGGAUGGCCCAAAGGCAAAAGUCGCAAACCUAUCCACUGGAAGAAAAGACCUGGUAGAAAGCCAGGGUUUAAACUGAAUCGGGAAAGGGUGCCAGUAGCUGCUCAGGAUGGGGGAGUUGAUGCCAUGGUAACUAAUUCAAAACCAGGACGUAAACCCAAAAUGCAGGAGAAAGAAGAGUCUCUUCAGAAGAAAGAAGAGCAGCCCCUCGCUGAGGAGAAGAAGGAGGAAGACAUGCAUAUUGGAACAGAGGAGGUGGGAGAGGGAGAAGAGGAAGAUGCAACUAGUAGUGAAGUGAGAGCAGUUUCUCCUGUGGACAGCAGCAGCAGUCCAGCAGCCAAUGUUAAGGAGCCUGAGGUGGAGGAAGAAGUAGAGGAGAAGCCACCGGUAUUAGAAGAACCAAGGCAAUCAGAAGAAGAACAGCAAGAAUUGGAAGAACCUGAGCAUGACCAUGAAGAAGAGGAUGAUGAAGUGGCAGUAGUUAUAAACCAAAAUGAAGACCAUGAUGCAGAUGAUGAAGAUGAUGGUCACCUUGACUCUGCGAAGAAGAAAGAAUUGGAGGAACUGCCAAUUAGGGAAGAAGUGAAGGAGGAGCCUGAUGUCCAGGAGUCUUUUUUAGAACCAAGCAUACAAAGCAGUAGAGAAGAGGUGAAGGGCAAAAAUGAGGCAGAGGCAGAUUCUGAGGAAGAGCAGGCUUCCCAUGAGACAUCAGUGGCCUCAGAGCAUGUCCCUGGCUCUGAAGAUGAUCAUGAAGAAGAGCAAAAUUCUAAAGAAAGGUUAAUUGAAUUAAAGGAAGAGGAAGAGAUUCCUCAUAGUGAACUAGAUCUGGAAACUGUCCAAGCAGUCCAGUCCUUGACGCAAGAGGAGAGUCAUGAGCAUGAUGUAGCGUACCAGGACUGUGAGGAAACUCUUGCAGCUUGUCAGAAUUUGCAGAGUUACACUCAAACAGAUGAGGACCCUCAGAUAUCAAUGGUUGAAGAUUGCCAUGCCUCAGAACACAACAGUCCAAUAUCCUCUGUUCAGUCCCAUCCUAGCCAAUCUGUACGUUCGGUCAGCAGUCCCAAUGUGCCUGCUUUGGAGAGUGGUUACACCCAGAUAAGCCCCGAACAAGGAUCCCUGUCCGCACCCUCUAUGCAGAACAUGGAGACCAGCCCCAUGAUGGAUGUGCCUUCUGUAUCAGACCACUCUCAGCAGGUGGUGGACAGUGGCUUCAGUGACUUGGGCAGCAUUGAGAGCACCACAGAGAACUACGAAAACCCCAGCAGUUAUGACUCCACCAUGGGAGGCAGCAUUUGUGGAAAUAACUCUUCCCAGAGCAGCUGCUCCUAUGGGGGGUUGUCCUCCUCUAGUAGCCUCACUCAGAACAGUUGUGUUGUCACUCAGCAAAUGGCAAACAUCGGCAGCAGCUGCAGCAUGAUGCAACAGAGCACUGUCCAGCCUGCUGCAAACUGCAGCAUCAAGUCACCUCAGAGCUGCGUGGUAGAAAGGCCUCCAAGCAACCAGCAACCAGCCCCCCAGCCGCAGCAGCAGCAGCAGCCUCAGCCGCAGCAGCCUCAGCCCCCACCCCCACCCCAGCAGCAACCUCCACUGUCUCAGUGUAGCAUGAAUAAUAGUUUCACCCCCGCACCGAUGAUCAUGGAGAUACCUGAAUCUGGCAGCACUGGCAACAUAAGUAUCUAUGAGAGGAUCCCAGGAGAUUUUGGUGCUGGGAGCUACUCUCAGCCAUCAGCCACAUUCAGUUUAGCCAAGUUGCAGCAGCUGACAAACACCAUUAUGGACCCUCAUGCCAUGCCUUAUAGCCAUUCUCCUGCUGUGACUUCCUAUGCAACCAGUGUUUCUCUGUCCAACACAGGGUUGGCUCAGCUAGCUCCAUCUCAUCCAUUAGCUGGGACGCCGCAAGCACAAGCCACCAUGACACCCCCACCAAACUUGGCCUCCACCACCAUGAACCUCACAUCCCCUCUUCUUCAGUGUAACAUGUCUGCCACCAACAUUGGGAUCCCACAUACGCAACGGUUGCAGGGGCAAAUGCCAGUUAAGGGGCAUAUUUCCAUUCGUUCCAAAUCCGCACCACUGCCCUCUGCAACAGCACACCAGCAGCAGCUCUAUGGGCGCAGCCCACCAGCAGUUGCCAUGCAGGCUGGCCCUCGUGCGCUAGCUGUUCAGCGAGGUAUGAACAUGGGGGUUAACUUGAUGCCAACUCCCCCCUACAAUGUCAAUUCCAUGAAUAUGAACACCCUGAAUGCCAUGAACAGCUACAGAAUGACACAGCCCAUGAUGAACAGCAGUUACCAUAGUAACCCUGCCUACAUGAACCAGACAGCACAGUAUCCUAUGCAGAUGCAGAUGGGAAUGAUGGGGAGCCAGGCCUAUACCCAGCAGCCUAUGCAGCCAAACCCUCAUGGAAACAUGAUGUAUACUGGCCCCUCCCAUCACAGCUACAUGAAUGCUGCUGGGGUGCCCAAGCAGUCGCUCAAUGGACCGUACAUGAGAAGAUGAGCGAGAUGAACUUGCAACCUAAAAACUUAAAUAUAUAUAAAUAAAGGAACCUUUUAUACUGACGAACCAGAGAAAACGGACCUUUUUCCAGUUAAAAAUGUUGCUGUAGAUUUAGAGGGUUUUUCUUUGGUUUAUUUUAUUUUCUAGGAAGCCUGGUCUUUAUUCUUUUUUCGUUUGUUCAUUUUGGGUUUUUGUUUCCUUCAGAAUCCUGAACCAUUUUACAGCUGAAAUAAUUUUAAAACGGUUUUAGGGGGAAAACGUGCACAAGAUUUUUCAUAAUUUAAAAGAGCCUUACUUUGCUGACCACACAGAAUAUGUUUAACAGUGAAUCAUCUUUUUAAAUUUUAUUUUCAAGUGUAUGUUCCCCACCCCUUCCUCUUCUUCCCCAUGCCCCUUUGUGUGCAGCUCUCAGGGCUGCAGUCAUUACAAUGUCCGACAUCUCAAAAGGUAACAAAACCCAUCCCUCUAGUCCCCCCCUUGCAUUUCCUACUUAAGUCCAGCAAGAGGCACUUAUGGGAGACUUAGAAGGGGUCAUGGAGGACAAACACUUUAUUCCAAUGAGGCAGGAAAAAUUCUCUUAACUUUCUGAUCCUCCUGCCCCACCAUACAAUUGGGAAUAAGAGGUAAACAUAAAAUUUUCUAACACUGUCUUUAUAGAUUAAUUGAAAUACAGUCUGUCUGUUUUAUUCUGGAAGUGUAAUGUCACUUUAAAAUAUUCCCAUCCGGUGCGCGCGCGCACACACACAUAUACACACACACACUGUCGGUCUGAACUAGCAUUAGCAUCUCAAAGGAGAACUGUAUGGAACCCUAAUUCAGCCUCCAGAAGUAUAAGAGAGAGUUUCUGUGCAUCAGAAAGACAGAAAAUGGCUACAGGGUCUUGUUUUGACCACUUGCUAAUUGGCCAUAACUCUUGAAAUCCCAAACUCUUCUUGAAUAUCUGCUUUGAAAUGCUAAGGGUCUUGGUUCUGAGCCUUUCAGUUUGAGCUCAAGAGCCUGUAGUCUGCCUCUAAGUUCCUUUACUCACAUAGUCUUGGAAGAUGAAGCGUAAGUGACAAGAAAUCUACCAAGUCUUUGUCAGUAUUCCAUUCUGGUGAGUGUGCCCUACUUUCAGGGGAGUGCUGGUGUUAAAACAGGCACAUUACUGCUAUCCUGGGUUCUUUUGAGACAAUUUCCUAGGAAGUUCCUCACCUCUGAGUCAGUGUGUGGGAAGCAGAGGGAAUUUCAACUCCUUGCAAGGGAGGGAAUGGGAGUGGGACAGUCAGCACACCACAGUGGGACCUAGUCAGCUGGAUUUUGUAGUGUGCUUGUGCACACCAUCCUCUUUCUGCUAUGCAACUGUGUAGCUCUAGAGCGACUGACUGCACCUGUUAGCAUGCCAUCAGCUGCAAAAAGAAGAGAGAGGAAUUACCCUUUCGUGUAAAGUUCUCUCUUAUUGUCUAUUCUCUAGAGAUAUUGACAGUAAUAAAACAAAAAAUCCAAAUGAAGGUUUGAGGGUUCUUCAGAUGCACUAAAAUGAACUUCUCCAAUAACUGCCAAAUAUAAAAAGGCAGAAUUCCAAGGACUUCCACUCCUUAUUCCUUUGUUUGGAGCACGUGUGAGGCUGUGUAGGACUCCAUUUCUCUGUAUAUACUAUUCAGGUUCUAAAUCAUCCAUGUAGAAAGCGCACUGUGCUGCCCUCUUCUUCCUAGAUCUUCAGCUGUCAUUGCUUUGUGGUUGCGGGAGAGGGAGCAGAGGGCAGGGAGAGAAAGGGUUAAAGACAGGAGGAGAAGCUGUUGAAAUGAGGGCAGUGAAGUUUGUUUGUUUGCUGUUAUGUUUGGUUUGGUUUUUGUAUGUUUUUUUAAUCAAUUGGGCAGCUCCCUUUUCCACAAACCUUUGUGACUGUAGAACUAUUGUAGAAAAAAAGUUCUUUUCUAUAUUAUAAAAAGAAAUUAUCCAACGCAGUAAUAUUGGUACCUACCAUUUUUUCACUUCUGUUUAAAAAAAUGUAUUUUUAGCAAGAUAACUUGGGUAAUCUUCUAAAAGAAAUUUAAAAAAAAUCACUGUUAGUGACUUUGAUGCCUUUUAAAAUAAGAGCUUUUUCAUUUCAUUCCAUCUUUAAAAUUUUUUAUCUUUGUUGUAGAAUAUUAAAAACUAUUUUAAGAAAGAUAAAAAUUCUCUUUAAAGAGAUCUCUAGAGUGUGUGAAUAGAGCUCCAGAUGCCUCUAAAAGCCGCAUGUACAAAUGAAGCUAAGUCUAUUCCUGUCUGUUUAUAUUUGCUUUUCCUGUUUUGUAACCUCUUUGUACUUUGUUCAUGGUGACUUGUAAGCUAAGGGGAAGGGAGGCCUUGGAUGCCUUUGUAAUUCUAUCUGUGUUACGCUCCUGGCUGGCUGGCCUCCCUUCUUCUCCUUGUAUGUAAUAUCACUUUUUUUUCCCUUUCUAGCAAGUACUUUCAAAAGAACUCUGUACAUUUUAACAUAAAAAUAAAUUAUGUUGAGCCAUUUUGGAUGUCUGUUGU
Molecule: messenger RNA, 8839 nt
Organism: Pelodiscus sinensis (Chinese soft-shelled turtle)
Lineage: Eukaryota; Metazoa; Chordata; Testudines; Trionychidae
Source: RefSeq, a predicted model, not a curated record